GUCACCUGUCAAUACUAAUGUCAUUUUUAUAAAAACAUUUUAGAAUUCAAAUAAAUCUUUUUUACAAUGCCCAUCGAUUGCCAAGGAUCCACGUCCGGGGGGGGCAAGGGGAACAUCGGUUUCUUUAUAGAGAGAGACCCCAAGGUCUGUGCUGCUGGUCUACCGACCGCCCAACCUGACGAAAAGGCCUCCGACUCCCUCCAACAUUAUCUCCUGAAGGACGAAGCGGAUGCUCUCCUCAGCGACGCCAUCAUCCCCCCAAAACCCCCAAGACCUUUACCACCAUUAAGACACCCUCCGAAGAUGGAUAUGCGAAAUGCUUACUACUCACAAGUAGCGCAGCUUGUAAACCCACCACCCAAAACUAAGUAUCAAAUAAUUGCUGAAGAUUUAAAAGAGACAGUGUAUUCUUCUUAUUGGACGAAGAUGUUAGCGCAGUCAAAAGACUCGGUACCUAUGCUGCCUGCAGGCUUUGAUAAAGAAGGCACUACGUUCGGUAAGAAGACGGAAUACCAUGGAACUUUGUAUGAUAUUGUAAUGCCCAAAGUGCCUUUACCUGAUAAGACUCCGCGCCCUAAGCAGUUAGCUGUCCAAAUUGAUAGAAAUUACUGUAGGCCUCCUUUUGAUCCAAAUUUAACAUACGGACAUAGAACAGGCCAGGAAAAAACGGGGAGAUCAGCUCUAUGCUGCGUUACUGAUGAUAAAGUCAAGGUAGGUACAGGCGGUCGGGACACUGUAAACAGUGUCUUAGCUGAUCACCAGACUGCUUCAAAGCCAAGAUUGGGAGAUGCUCUAACACCUUGUAAUAAUAUUAAUGAGCUCCCCCAAGGACAUGCCUUUGGGAAUACCAGUCGUUCGGAGAGCGUCGCAGAAUGUUUAGUGAACUGCAAGAUUAAUCCAGAGAAGGAAUACUUAAUGAAAUGCUUUAAGCAUCUUAAUAAACUUAGACACAUUCUAUCAACACGUUACUUACCAACGUUCUUUAAUCAUUUCUAUCUAGGACUUAAAUUCUUUGACAAAGAACGCUCAGGAUGGCUCCCAAAAGAAGUAGUUUACAACUACGCGGCUACAAAAUUCAUCAGAUUCGACGCGUCUUUGAUAGAACCUUUACUCUUACUCUGGAACGCUUUCGACGGACAACAGAUUGAGUACAAAACAUUCGCCCGCGUGAUAAACUACAGAAUACCAUCCGCAGACAUACCUAAGUUACCAGACUUCCCUGACGCGUGUAUAGAUUACAGAACAACUUAUAAAGAAAUGGUGAAGCCAGAUCAGCCUCCUGACUGCUCGCCUAUGGCAGGGGUGGGAGCGGGUAGAUACUUCGACUUGGAUUUCCCGAUAACUCCAGAGUACUAUACAAAGGCUGACAAAGUAUAUCUUUCUCACGAGACAGACAUGAGAGCCUGCCUAUCCCCUACCAUCAUGACGUUGUUUAACGUGAACCAUAGAGAUAUGUACGCGAAGCGAGAGCCAGAGGUAGUUCGUCGGGUGUUCGAGAAGAUCGGGGAAAAGUUUACUGAUGAGAGCUUCAAGAUCAUUUGGGAGAAAGCGAAGAAGUAUCAUUCUGAAGGCUGGGUGUGUUUCGAGACAUUUAAACGUGCUUUGGAGGCGGGAGCUGGCAGCAAGGUUUAGGACAUUUUGACUUCGCUGUGACGGAGCAAUCGAGUCACGUUUUAAAAAAGACAUUUUUGAAACGCCGAAGACGAAUGGGUAGAUUUAACGGUUUUGGGAUUUA
Messenger RNA from Cydia fagiglandana, 1735 nucleotides. RefSeq names its product EF-hand domain-containing family member B-like. The transcript has a single exon. Bases 67 to 1632 code for a protein of 521 amino acids. NCBI's taxonomy places the organism in Eukaryota, Metazoa, Arthropoda, Insecta, Lepidoptera, Tortricidae. The record is from RefSeq and is a predicted model, not a curated record.